AUGGAGGAUAUUUAAUUGAUUAUAAGGAGAAUUAAAAGAUCAGGUGAACCUCGCUUAAAUUUAUCUGGUAAAUAAAUGAUUAGCAUUCCACCUGAAAUUUACUAAUUGAAACUUGUUCACUUAGAUCUUAGUUAUAAUAAGAUUACAUCUAUAGAACCAAGAAUACUUUAAUUGACAACUUUAGAGGAAUUAGAUUUAAGUAAAAAUUGUAUUGAAGAAAUACCUGAAGAAUUAUUAAGCAUGUCUAACUUAUAGAGCUUAAAUUUAACUGAUAAUCCUCUAAUCACUAAAUUUUAAAUAUUAAAUGGGCAUUUUCAUUAACCAUAAUUAAAUUAGAUUUUGCAAAAGCUAUUUCAAAUUAGUCCAGGAUCUUAUCAAUAACAACCUAAAUAAGAACAAAAGAUUAUUCCAGAAAGACCAUAAACAUAAAGCAGAGCUAUUCGAUAAAUAUAAGAAUUGUAACAUACAAACCAUGUAUUAGAAGUAGAGUCAAAUGAAUUUGAAGUUCAUGAAAUUAUAUCCUAAGGUGGUUUUUCUAUUGUUCAUAGAGGAUAUUUUAGGGGUACUGAAGUAAAAUAAUAAAUGUAAAUUAGAUUGCAAUAAAAAAGAUUUUUAAUCCAAAUAUUACUUAACAAUUAUUAGAUGAAAUCAAUAAUGAAAUUGAAAUGUUAUCUUUAUUAAGACAUCCAAAUAUAGUUCUAUUAAUGGCUUGUUGUACAAAGCCACCUAAUUUAGUUAUAGCAACUGAAUUUAUUUAAGGAGGAAGUUUGUAUCAUCUAUUGCAUAAGACCAAGUAAGGCAAAACUGAUCAAUUAGUCAUUAAAUUUCAGAUCAAUUGA
Molecule: messenger RNA, 839 nt
Organism: Paramecium primaurelia
Lineage: Eukaryota; Ciliophora; Oligohymenophorea; Peniculida; Parameciidae
Source: the annotation of a GenBank genome assembly